AUGGCCCCCAAAGUGGUUCCUUCCUCCUUCUCUUCUUCUUCCUCAAAAGAUUCUCUUAAAGAAGACGAACUAUGCAGUGAAUUAGAUGAAGCAGCCAAACUCAUGGUGGCUCAUGUUCUCGGCGAAAGUGACGAUGCGGCUUCAGUCUCCAAUGUGGCAAACUCUGGCAAAGUACAACCCAAACAACCCACUCUCCUUGCCGGUUGCUGUUCCAUGAGACUCUUCAUCAUUUUACUCAUUUUGAUACUUUUAAUUGCUUGUUCCGUGUUCAUUUGGUUGGCCUCGUAUAUUGGUUCCACUCAAGCAUUGAACGCCCUGAGUGGAGAUUUAAUUUCACGUGUCGGUGAGAAGGUGAUGACUUUUAUGGAUUCUGAAUUGUCUCCCUAUAUGAAAUUGACUUGGACUUUGGCAGAUGAUUUCAAUAAUGGAAUUAUUGGGAAAUCUCCAUCGCUCAAAUAUUUGUUUUCAAGAUAUCGAAUUUACAAUCCAUUUGCUGUUGGAGUUUUCUUUCCGUUGGAAUUAUAUACUUAUUUGAUUAGUGGCACUCCACCCAAUGAAGUUCUCACCUUUGGUUACAAACCUUUCAAUUUCACAGGAGUCACUGUCAUGUAUGCCAACUCUACCGAUGGAAGUCUCAUGGGUGUUUUCAACAACGACACUCGUCCAUUCAUCAUUUCUCAACAAGAGUAUUGGAAAAGAUCCUUUCAACUCUUUAAUCAAUUGGGUGUGGAUGGAGUCUUCGGAGAACCCUACGUCGUCAAAGAUUCAGGUGUUUGUAUUUAUUACACAGUCAAGUUAUACGAUCCCAUUCUAUAUGCACAAGGUCAGAAACAAGUCAUUGGUCUCUCCAAAACCAAUCUCUCCCUAAACAAUAUUCAAAAGUUUUUACAAAAACUCUCCUUAAUUGGAGAUGGAUUUGUUCUGGUGGCAGAGAGAAAUGACAUGGUCAUUGGUGGAUCCAUUAAUACGACCGCCUUGGAUGGAAAAUCUCGUAUAUCCUUGUUUUCACUCACUUCAAAGAAUGCAGGAGCAUUAAUGCAACAAGUGAAAGACUUGUAUGGUUCUCUGAACCAAACGCCAAGACAAAUCGAAGUGAAUAGUCUUGGUGUGGAUUACAUCAUUCAAAAGAUGGAAUAUUCCUUUCAGAAUAUUCAAUGGAAUGUCUUUUUGGUGGUCUAUAAGGAAGAAAUUGCACGAACGACGAAUAUUAAUACGUACAUUUCAGUGGGUGUGGCUGUAGGUGUUGUUACGAUUGGUAUUUUGUGUAGUGUUGUGAUUGGUUAUGUCAUUUCUCAACCAUUGAGAUAUUUGGAAAAACAAUUUAUGAAAAUCAAAACGUUUGAUUUGGAGAGAGUCAUCUUCAUUUCAAGCAAAUUCAAAGAAGUGGAUAGUAUUUAUAGAGAUCUUCAUGAAAUGGUUCAAUGGUUGAAUGAAUUCAAAAGUUUCUUACCAGAGAAUGUAUUCAAUCAAUUGAAAAAUCUGCAACUCAACACCAAUGAUAGUGACAAACAACCUGAAACGAAGUCCUCAUCCCUCCAUCAACAAGAACAACAACAAGAGAAUCGUCCAUCAUCUUCUCAUCAUCAUGAUGCACUCUCCUCUCAGAAAUCGAUCAGUGUUGUCUUUAUCCAUCUGCACGAUUUUGUAAAGACACAUUCAUCUCUGGAAAUUACUCAUACCUUCGCCAAGAUUGCCAGUGGUUUGAGUACAUUGGCAAAAACCUUAAAGGCCGAUUUGCAAAUUCACAGCGUUGAAGAAUUUCAACUCUCCUUUACUGAGGAAGGAGAAGGUUCAAGAUCUUUCAAUAAGAAGAAACCCAAUUUGGUGGCAUUGGAGAGUUCUUUAAAGAUUUCUAAAGUGUUGGAUAAUAUUGGAAAAUCGAACAGAAAGAAUGCAAACAAGUUAAAGUAUUCGAUUGGCAUUUCUUCGGGAAUUUCGAAUGUAGGAAAUUUGGGAUCUUCAAAUUUGAGAGUGUACUCCAUUGUUGGACCAUUGUUGAGUAAUGCGAGAAAGAUGUCACAAUUAUGUCGAGCAUUGAAAUGUAAAAUUCUCACGGACAUUGUAUGCUCGGAGGCACAAUCUCAGUUUGUGGUGAGACCUGUGUCUUCAUCGGGAGAAGAAUAUCAGAAAUGUGUGAAAUCGGUGUUUGAGGUCAUUAAGGAAAAUGUCGUUGAAAAAGAUGAAUGGAUGUAUGAAUUGGAACAGCAAAAAGCAAAUCAACGAUUCAAAGAUUUCCAAAGCGCAUUUUCUCUCUUUGAAAGUCAUGCUUACCACUCAAACAGCUUCCACAAGAACGUCAACAUUCCACAUCAACAACAACAACCAUUCAUUCAUUCACUCACGACAGUGCAUCAAGUCAUGGAACAAAUUUCUCAAUCACAAAAUCUCCUUCAAGAACACUUGGAGAAAUUCCCUGAAGAUUCACUCAUCACGAAACGUCUCUUACGAGUCCUUGAUACAUUAAAAGAAGAAGGUUUGAAGACUAUGAAGAAUGAUGAUGACCUUGAUGAUGAUGGCCAUUCUCUGAUUCAAGUUCUUUUAGAUUAUCAUUCUGAAAUUUCCACCACUUUGAAGGCCAUUCUUCCCCUGUCAAGAAGUCAUCAUGCUGAACAAGAGGAUAUCGAUCCACAGACACCACCACCACCACAACAACAACAUGACAGCGACAUGGAGAUCACACUACUUGAAUGA
This is a messenger RNA of Naegleria fowleri, 2691 nucleotides long. RefSeq lists its product as uncharacterized. Lineage: Eukaryota; Heterolobosea; Eutetramitea; Acrasida; Naegleriidae. The transcript is spliced from 4 exons. The coding region runs from base 1 to 2691 and encodes 896 amino acids. The record is from RefSeq and is a predicted model, not a curated record.